Molecule: messenger RNA, 1623 nt
Organism: Mytilinidion resinicola
Lineage: Eukaryota; Fungi; Ascomycota; Dothideomycetes; Mytilinidiales; Mytilinidiaceae
Exons: 3
Coding region: 1-1191 (396 amino acids)
Source: RefSeq, a predicted model, not a curated record
AUGCAAAGAGACAAAGGCCCUUGGGCGCAGACUGGGAGGCAACGAGGAGCGCGCAGGAGCCCAGUGCGUGCAGAGCAAUAUCCGACGCGGUCCAAAAUAUACAAAGGUAUUAUGGGCAAACGAGUAUGCUCGAGCUUGGCAGAGGGAUGGCCGGGGGGGCAGAGGGAUGCCCGGGGGGCCAGCGGUUUCAAGUACAACGGGCUGGCUCAGUGUGGGCCCUUGGGCCCUCGAGACGGCUUUGACGCGCAGUCCGUAGCGGGCAGGCGGGGGCCACUAUACAGGAAGGCGGCCAUGGGCAUCACGCCGCGAAAGGAAGAUGCACACGAACCUUGCCGUCCGGGGUCCUGGGAGGGCGUGGACGGGGCAGGCAUCGGCGGCGGGGCUGGCCGCGCGGUGGAAGCGACGUGCCGUUCGCGGGCUCUUUCGAGCGGAGCGUGGCGGCAGCGAUGCGGUGAAGCAGAGGACCGACGACGGCCCCCGAUUGGCAUCGCGACGACGCCCAGGGGCAGAGGCACAGUGCAGGCUAACGGCGAUACGAGGGGCCAAUCCGAGAGCUCUCUGGCGUGGCUUCUGGCCCGUUUUCUCCAGCGGCCAAACGGCCUCCAAGCAGCUAGCCACACCGUGCCGCCAGCGAUAUGGCUGCGUUUCACCUCUAUCAUAACUCCCGUCCCUACAGUUGCAGCUAUUCUUGCCCUCGGGUCCAGCAACACCAGCCCUCGGAGCCGGGUCGUCAGCGAGCCUGCUACCGGCGCACAAACUGCUGUGUCUCUGUCAUCAGAAGUCGUGCUGCGGCCCGACUCACCACCUCACCACUGCUGCGGCCUCGACGAGUGCCUUGCGCCAUACGCACAUGGCACACUUGCGUCUUGCGUCUUGCGUCUUGCGUCUUGCGCCUCCAGAGACGCACUGUCUCAGCACAGUCAGGCUCGCUUCCCACAGCAGCACAUUGCCGUUGCCGCUCCCGGGAUAGCCUCAUUUCAGGCACGACUCGCACCGAGGACGCCGCCCCGCUCGUGCUCAGGCAUCCAAACGUGCGAGCUCGCUUUGCCAUGCAUGACAGUGCGCCGCCAGUUUCAAUCUGGUGUAGAAGAUCCUCCUGAACAUCUGAAUAUCACACUUCACAGUACUAUGUGCAGCAGCACAGCAGCAUUCCAUCCUCCUGCAGAACCCCAGUCUCAGCUGCUGCCGUGACGUCUGUGUCACCUUCGCACGCACCCGCAGGCGGUACACGCAAACCGAACAGGUGCCACAGGGCGUAGGCUGCUUCGUUAAUAAUUCCCGAUGACGCUCCUUCACCACCAGCUCCUCUCCCAAAUCCCGACGCCGCGUCCUUCUGUACUCGGUGCCCAUCGACAUACCUCGCCGGGUUACCUCGUCCUCGUCAGAUCCGUCCUCACCCACCGUGGCCUUCAUUUACUCGGCCCUCCUGUACUACCGAGUCCCCGGUGCUGAUCCAGCAUCAUCCUCACGACCUUUGCCGUGUUAAGGCCUCCAGUAACAGAGAAGGCACUCCGAGACGAUGAUGCUCCGUCUUCCCACUGUGCCACCAUCGCCACUCGAUCGCCAACUCCGUAAGUGGUGAUCCAUGAUGCAAUCUGAUCCAAGACUCCACUCCCACCAGAC